CCAAUGGCUACGUUCGGCCAAUAACCCUGCCGUGGACUCGACUUGGACUCGACAUAGCCUUUGCUAGACUUGCAGUACCUUGGCUGACUCCCCCCGCUGUGGACGGAACGCUGUGAGAGUCGGAAAAUGGACCUUGCUAUGAGAUAAUAGCGCUCGUGUCAUAUGCAUUGUAUAAGAAUGCAGGAUGCGACUGUUAUUACUCCCUAUGUUGACCCUUACUCAUACUCUUCGACCAUUCUAUCUAACUUGGUCUCUGGCUGCAUCGCUAUCUCAACAACAACUUCUGCUUGAAACAACACGCUAUCUUGCUUUAUCCCUAGUAUUGCCAAGUACAAGAUUUGGGAAGUUCCCGCGAUUGGCCUUCACUGAUCACGAGUUCUAUUCAUUCCUCAUCUGUCGUACUGUCAUGAAGUAGCGCUGGAAGAGAAUUACCUAUAAGGCGGACGUUUCACUGCUUACUACCUUCAUUACAUUCCCCAUCUUUCCUGUCCUGCCAAGCUUUUCGCUGACGUCGUAGCGAUAAAAGCGUCCAAACAGAUUCGUAUCGAUUCCUACAUCCCCGCAGUCUAAGUUCGAUCACCCAACAUGAUGUGGGAUUUGAGUGGUGGGGCGGCGUCAGCCCCGAAUCUGAACUCAGAUGGAUAUUACCAGGCACCUGUCUAUCCUGGAGGAUCGUCAUUUCCCAUGCCUGAAGCUGCGCCCUCGCCAUUCAUGCCUAUUGGUGCUCCGAUGGCUCCAGUCGGAUCUCCUGUCUAUUCGCCUGCUCCCGCUUGGGCUUACGCAAACCAACCUUCCGUAAACCAAGCCUCGUAUGCCCAACGUGCGCCGACUGCUGCAGACUAUGGGCAGCAGUAUCAGAGUGCUCAUCACUCUCAUUCACAUCAGACGACUCAUACGAGUCACGGGCGGCACAGAUUGCACUCCUCUAGUAGACCCCACAAUUCAGAACAGAGACCUCCCUCGGCUCCACCAGUAGUAUCACAGCAUUCUCAUGCUAGUCAUGCGCCCGGUGGUCACGCCGAGAGUUAUUUCCAGUAUUCAAAAUGUACCGGCAAGAGAAAGGCUGUUUGUAUCGGCGUUAAUUACACCGGCCAGCAGUUUGAACUUCGUGGCUGCGUGAACGAUGCGAAGAAUGUUCAUCGUUUCCUGACCCGAUACCACCAUUACAGGGACGAAGAUAUCGUACUAUUGACCGAUGAUUCCAAUAACCCUAGAGCGCAGCCAACCAAAGCUAAUAUCAUCGACGCCAUGAAGUGGCUUGUCCGGGAUGCUCAACCAGAUGACUCUCUAUUCUUUCACUAUUCUGGACAUGGCGGCCAAGUCAAGGAUCGCGAUGGUGACGAAGUAGACGGAUACGACGAAGUUAUAUUCCCCUUGGACUACAAGAAGGCGGGCUGCAUCGUCGAUGAUCUCAUGAAUAGCAUUAUGGUGUCUGUUCUUCCUGUUGGAUGUCGCCUCACGGCAUUGUUCGAUUCUUGUCAUUCAGGAUCGGUAUUAGAUCUUCCCUACCUCUACCACACGGACGGACGUGUCAAGGGUAGUCAAGUCAAGAGCAGUCACAGGAAACGAAAGGGAACCCAUGCCGAUGUUAUCUCUUGGAGCGGAUGUAAGGACUCCCAGACCAGCGCUGAUACCUUUGAAUCAGGCGCUGCCGCAGGGGCGAUGAGUUAUGCGUUCAUGACUGUUCUAAAGCACAACCCGCAUCAAUCAUACCAAGAGCUUUUGAAGUCUGUUCGCGAAAUUCUGAGGAAGAAAUAUAGCCAGAAGCCGCAGCUGUCCAGUUCUCACCGCAUCCAGGACACAAAUCUCCAGUUCAUCAUGUAAACUGCUCGGAUCGAUAAUUCAUGUCCUAUCUUGUAAUGCUUGUAUCGAUGACUUUGUAUU
Somion occarium is the source of this 1884-nucleotide messenger RNA. NCBI's taxonomy places the organism in Eukaryota, Fungi, Basidiomycota, Agaricomycetes, Polyporales, Cerrenaceae. The record is from the annotation of a GenBank genome assembly.